UUGUAUAUAUUGUCUAGAAAUAGCCUGAUUGCGAACACUAUAAACACUAAUAAGUAGUUUAGAUAUAACCAUAGUUUAAAUAGGCGCAAACAUGCAAAUGGCAAUGAAUUAUAAAUAGGCCAUAUUACAGGAUGAAAAGGACGCGGGAAAUCAGUGGUGGUUAUCGAGCAGCGGCACCUAUAAAAUAACUCUGGACACUAUAUUAUAAAGAAGAAAAAGUCAAAUACAGUGUAAAUAAAUUGGAAAAUAAAAUGCAUACAAUAUCUCGAGGCAAUCUGCUAUAAUCAACAGUCGCUCACUUCAACAAAACACGACUCUGAACACCACUAACUUGGUAACCAUGGAGAUGGUAUCAAUGGACUGUGUCACAACAAUACUAUUGCUGUAUUGUGAUGCGCAUUGUCUAACAGUCGCCAAUAAACGUCAGAUUCCGAAGGCGUAACACUGGCUUUCAAUUAGACGCGGUGGAUAUUGAGAGCAAAGAAAACAGGUGAGGGUAUGAAAACAGUAAUUCAACAACUUAGGAGACAAAUUGUUUCAAACAAUUGGAAAUAUCAAACUCUCUAAGAAAUACUCAUAGCGUAAGUCUCUUCAGUUGGACUAAUACAGAAGCGUACAUCAUUUGGAAGUGCGUGCCGCCCAACAAUACAACCUUCUACGCUCUGUUGAUUCCCUCGUAAUCCCACAACGCCUUUGGUCAGCGCCGAUUUGAUUUGUCGGCGGAAAGCACACGUUCCAAACGCGUUCGUUAAUACUCAUUUGCCCGGGACAGUGAUAACUCGUGAGGAAGGGUUGAUACAUUGACAAGAAUUUCAUUAAGAGUGUGAAGGAAUAUAUAAUGUUGCUCUAUUACCUUUCCCAUGUUACUAUUCACGAUUGCUAUCAAAUGUUCGCUUUAUAUAGUAAUUUUGAUUAUUUUUGAUGUUCUUUCAUUGGAAUAUUCAAAUUUCACAGCAGAAUAACAUUGAAAAACAGUAGUGUAUGGUAGCAAAUAAUUCAGCAGCAACUUUUUCACUUCUCAGGCUUAGAGACGUUUCAUCAAUAAGGUUUCCAAAGUAAAAACAUUAUUGAUUUCUCGCAAAUAUUUUGCAGAUUUGCAUUUUAAUUUGAGUGUUUAAAUAUCCCGCAGCCUAUUCCGCUACUUUGAUCUGUUCAUUAUGGACGCAAAUGACAUAGGCGUUUGUGAUUUAUUCAGUGUGCACAAACUACCAUCAGUUGAACCUAUAGUAAUUUUGUAAAUAAUUGACUACGUUUGUAAAAGACGUCGGAUUUACUGCUAUAAAAUUCACAAAUAACAUAUCUAUUUCAUAGUAUUUGACACGAUCUGUUUUGUUGUUCUAUUCGAUAAGGAGUUGUGUCGUUCGAAAUUACGUCGUCCCCUGCAAUAUUUUUCCGCGAUUCAUUCCCAUCAGUACUUUAACACUUACGCCCAUUAAACUAUACGCGAUUUUCUUAUCACGAGUCAGUCAGUCGUGUAGCUGAAUAAGCUGGUACUAAGUACGUGUGCGACUACGACGGUAAGUAAAUAAUGCUAUAAUUUGAUGUGAAAGAAGCUAUGGCAAAAUUUGGAGGAAAAGUUGUAAUUAUUACAGGAGCUUCCAGUGGAAUAGGUGCAGCCACCGCGGUAGCAUUUUCAAAAGAAGGUGCCAAAUUAGCGAUCUGUGGAAGAAACAAGGCAAGGUUGAACGAAACGGCUAAAAUAUGUAAAGAUAAUGGGUCAGAGGUCGUAGAAAUAAUCGGAGAUGUGUCCGAUUUUGACCAUUUGCAACACAUCGUGAAUACAACUGUUGGACACUUCAAAGGUAUUGACAUCCUAAUCAACAACGCCGGUAUUGGAUCCUAUUCGUCUAUUGUGGACCUGGAGGUUAAACAUUAUGAAAAGUUGUUUAGAACAAAUCUUCUUGCUGCCGUUUUUCUUUGCAAAUAUGCUUUCCCGUAUUUGAAGCAGAGUAAAGGAUGUGUGGUUAACGUGUCAAGCAUACUCGGUUUACGCACAAUGCCCAUCUUGAAAUCUGUUCCGUAUGGUAUGCUAAAAAGUGCAUUGGAUUAUUUUACAAGGGGAUUUGCUGCAGAAUGUCUCGAGUGUGGUAUACGCGUAAAUAGUAUCAAUCCAGGUCCAGUGAUGACGAGAAUUCGGCCAGAACAGCCAAUAACUAAAGAUGAAGGCGUAAAGAUAAGAAAAUUUAUGAAAGAACGGGCCAUGCCUGGUUAUAUGCAGCCAAUUGUGAUAGCUGAUGGAAUAUUAUAUUUAUGUUCGUCGCGCCAUAUAACUGGGAUAUGUCUACCAAUAGAUGCAGGAGUUUUGAGCAAACUUUUUAUCUCAACAGGAGCAGCAAGCGGCAUUGGUGCAGCUACCGCAAUUGAAUUUGCAAAAGAAGGGGCGAACCUAUCUAUUUGUGACAAAGAAAAAGCAGGAUUGGCAAAUACAGCAAAGGCAUGUCGAGAUGCCGGAGUAGAGGUGUUCGAAAUCGUUGUAGAUUUAUCCGAAUUUGAAAAUCUGGGAACCGUAAUUAGUAAAACCGUCGAAAAAUUUUCUUCCAUCGAUAUCUUGGUGAACAAUGCCGGCCGUGGAUUGUUUGGUUACAUUGCCGAUAUGGAACUUGAAGAUUUUGAGUUGUUGUAUCGAACGAAUCUACGAGCACCAGUCUUCCUUUGUAAAUUCGCGUUGCCACAUUUAAAGAAAACGAAAGGUUGCGUUGUCAAUGUUUCGAGUCUUCUUGGGUUGCGUCAUUUUAACGCUACACGAAAAGUACAUUAUGGAAUGUUGAAAUGCGCAUUGGAUCAUUUUACUAGAGGAUUUGCGGCGGAAUGUAGCCCCUUCGGUAUUCGAGUUAACAGUGUCAACCCAGGAACUGUUGUAACCAACAAUGAAGCAAAUACAGAGAUACGGACUGUACCAGAAGAUAUCUUGGAAAAAAGCAAAGCAGACUUCGAAAAACUUCAACCGUUCGGAUUUAUGGAGCCGAAGACAAUCGCAGAUGGAAUAUUAUUCUUGUGUUCUUCUCCACAUAUUACUGGUAUAUCACUGCCAAUUGAAUCCGGUGCAUUGGUUUCUUAAUUUGUUCAUGCAAACUUGAACAAUCCUCUAUAAUCUAUAUAAUAAAAAUUUUAUAAUUUCAAUAC
Styela clava is the source of this 3123-nucleotide messenger RNA. The record is from RefSeq and is a predicted model, not a curated record. NCBI's taxonomy places the organism in Eukaryota, Metazoa, Chordata, Ascidiacea, Stolidobranchia, Styelidae.